AUUCGCAUGCUUAUGGUGGGUUUUGGGACCAUCUCUUUCAAGAGAAUGAAAAUUCUUCCUCUAGAGGUGGUACUUGGUUUAUCGAGUCAGACGGUGAGAACUCUACUUUCGGACGAUAUGCACGCUUCCAAAUCGCCGGCAUCUAGAACAUUUGAUAUCUCGUUUUCUCUGGGGUGGGUAUUUUCAAAUGCCCCUUCUCAAUGAUGCAUGAGAUGGACCUCGAUAUCACGCAAACGUCGUCUAGAUUCUAUGUUCCUAAAGCGGGGUCGUCAGACGGAUGAACAUUCUCACUUGAAUAUUUUUCUGCAGCUGGUACUCUUCCUUUUUUCCAACUCACAUUCUAUUCCCAACUCCUUCUCACCUUUUUUCAUUACACAUCUUUGUUCAGAACUCAUUCCAACCCAUCAAAAUGAGUAAGUCCUAUGAAGAAGACUAUGACAGCCCAACUUCAUCUCGCAGUAGCGUGUCCGCAGGCCUCCUCAACUCAGAAGAUGUGAAUAAAGAUUUUCCACUUGUCGCGCCACGGAAGAGAUGGAUCACACCUGCCAGAGUUCAUCUGGCUGCUCUUUACACAAUCUUGUUGGUGUUUACACUUCAAGCGUUGAAGACUUGGUUCUCGAAGCCAGUGGACAUCUCUUUGGGAAACCUGUACAGUAAUUACUCCCCCUGUAAACCACUAGUCUGCUGUUGAGAAGGGGCUAAUUGAAUGAUAGCACCCGCAAAAGAAGUCAUCGAAUACGAGGAAAUAGAUUUCACAUGGAAUUUCUGGGAUAAAGGGGAAUACAUGGGAUUUCCCACUGACGAGAAAGAUAAGAUGUGGUCUGAUCUAUACAACUGUACGUCCCCUACUUCUCUGAUCUCAUCCAACAACAUCCAACUAACACUCAAAAGUCGGAACAUCAGGAAUCCCAAACGAAGAAGCAAAGAAACUCCCCUACCCAACCGUCCCCGUCCCAGAUGAGCCAGAUAAAUCACUUGUCAUGCUUGACGUAUGGCAUCAACUCCACUGUCUCAACACCAUUCGACGGAUGAUGUAUCCCGAGCGCUGGCCAGAGAUCUGGACCAAACACGACGACGGAACAAUAAACUACGACACUGUCGAAAUGCUACACAUCGGUACUUCCCCCUCCCUCUCCCAUCCCACUUCGAAAUUAAUAUUGUUCAGACCACUGCAUAGACCACAUCCGCCAAACCCUCCAAUGUUUCAGCGACACCGCACCCACAUCAUUCUUCUACCACCCAACGAAAGGGAAUAACCCCUCCCCUUGGGGCACACAUAUGUGCAAGAACUUUGAUAAUCUGAAGGAAUGGAGUGUGGAGAGACAGAUUGUGCAUUUUAGUAUGCAUGAUAAGUUGGGUACGGGGAAGAAACAUGAUGAUUUUGAGAUUAAGCCGAAGGGGAGUGGGUAUGGGGGGAGUGCGAAGGAUGUUGAGGGGUUGAGGUUUGAGGAUGUUACGGAGGCGAGGGAGGAGUUGGGGGAGGUGAAGAUACAUAUGUAA
Messenger RNA from Hymenoscyphus albidus, 1500 nucleotides. Lineage: Eukaryota; Fungi; Ascomycota; Leotiomycetes; Helotiales; Helotiaceae. The record is from the annotation of a GenBank genome assembly.